Molecule: messenger RNA, 2142 nt
Organism: Necator americanus (New World hookworm)
Lineage: Eukaryota; Metazoa; Nematoda; Chromadorea; Rhabditida; Ancylostomatidae
Exons: 21
Coding region: 1-2142 (713 amino acids)
Biological process (GO): negative regulation of DNA-templated transcription; positive regulation of transcription by RNA polymerase II
Cellular component (GO): chromatin
Molecular function (GO): histone acetyltransferase activity; transcription coregulator activity
Source: RefSeq, a predicted model, not a curated record
AUGCGACAACAUCGACUGACUCAACGCGUAUUUGACACUACGACAUCAUCGCCGGCGAUGUCCACUAUCCCUACGUCUCUAUCGCUUUGCACUGCAGAGCAGUCCAUAUCAUACUCGGAGCAACUUCCCAGGAGUACUGUCCUGGUUCGACCACCCGUCGUGCGGGCGUACCGCUUCAAAAGAGAGGCGUCCAUUUGUGGUCUUACAUGUUCUUGCUGUAUCCAUACAAUUUUGGGAUCAGUAACAAGGAAGAAAAAGAGUGGUGAAGAGGUGAUGACUCAAAAAGAAGAGAAGCCAGAGACACUCGUUUCGAGCGAAGGCAAUGAGGUCUCGACACAAAACGACAGCGGAAAUGAAUGCGCGACUAAUGGUUUUGACCCAACCCAUUCGAGUAUGUUAUCCGAGAAUAACGAUCUUCAAGAAUAUGAAAAUCCUACGAAAUGCUCUGAUGCGAAUUUGGUUUUGAAAAGUGCGCAGGAUGAAGAAGUUCAUGUGGAGCUCCCAUCUACUGCCACAGUUCCAAGGACGGAAAUAGUCACAAAGCAAAAAGAUGGAGAAAAGGUUCAUGUUGCAGCAAAGGCGCCUCGUAAAAGAUCUUUGUGUACUUCAACUGUGGAAACUAAUAUUAUUUUCCCUGACAGUAUCCCUGGCGAAGUUUCUGCUACCGUUAAAAGAAGCGAAGGUUCAAAUGUGUUCCAGAGAAUCACUAGAAGCAUGACCUCUGCUUCUACUCCCAAGAAAGAACAAAAUAGCUGCUUCGCAUAUGAAACACGAAACCGCUCCGUUAACAAAACGUGUACAGAAAUUGCAUCAACACCGAGACCACGUCGACGUGUGCUACGUUGCAGAAAUCUGAACACAGCUGAACUCAACUUGGAGAUGAAAUCCACGCGAAGCGGGACUCCUUUGGAGUAUGAUCAGAAUCAGUCAGAACAAGAUGAUGGUAAAAGCACACCAAUUUCACUUCAAGAGUAUCCUUCUGCGGUCGUGGAUGAUGAAGUUGAUUCGAGUGCAAAAGAGUACAAUAGGAUCAGCAAGAUUAAACAACGUGUCCCACCCUCAUCGCGUCGUCGAAGAAGGAAAAUUAUUACAAUGAAGAAGAAUAGAAGAAAGCUGCCAGUAGAUGGUCUGUUUGGAAGUCCGCUUCGUCAAAAAAUUAACGUCGACGAUUGGAUCCGUGAGGGAGGAGGGAAUUACACUAGAGAAUCUGUUUUAUUGUUUGAAAAAGUCCAGUCUGAAGCCGAGAGACUCCGUCAGCAGAAACUUUCCACGAGUGGUGGUAUUGAGAUGGUAGACCUGGGUGGCAGGUAUGAAAUUAGUGCGUCUUAUUGUGGCAACUAUCCCGCUGAGUAUUCCACAUUGAAAACUCUCUAUGUUUGUGACAGCUGUUUCGCAUAUUUUAGCCAUCAACAGUCUCAGCUACAUCAUAUGAUAAAAUGUUCAUACCGUUGGGCUCCACCUGGGAAUGAAAUAUAUCGUGAUAGAGAACGGGGAAUCUCGGUUUUCGAAGUACGAGGCAAAAACGACAUUAUGUACUGUUCCAACCUUUGUCGUUUGACCAUGCUUUGGUUGGAGAACAAGGUCAUUUUUAUGGAUGUGGAGCCUUUCGAUUUCUAUGUUCUUACUAUCUUCGAUGGCGAAGGAUUUCGCGUUCUUGGUUACUUUAGCAAGCAAUGCACGUACUUAAAACAUAAUUUAUCGUGUUUCUGUGUAUUUCCCUGUUACCAAGGAAAUGGAUAUGGUACCUUUCUCGUUGACUUCAAACCUAGUGGUCCUGAGCGGCCAUUCUCGGCCACUGGAUUGUUGGUGUAUAGAAAGUACUGGUGCAACGCAUUGAUUCACUAUAUCUACAAGCGAGUGUUGGACGUUGGCUGGGAAAAUCUCCACUUGAGCCUUGAAGAAGUAGCAAAUGACACCGGAAUUGAGGUACAAGAAAUUGUACAAACUUUGGCAAGCUUAUGUGAGUGUGAAUGGACGAGGAACAACAGAUCUAUUAUUGUGAAGAUCACUGAACAUGCUGUAAUGGAAAUUGGAGGACGAAUCGAUGAACAGAAUGCAACGAAGCUUUUAGCUAAAGUAGAGCACUUGACACCAUUAUUUGAGCAAAACGUUCGUUGUAACGAGGAGGACGAAUAUGGAUAA